UUGUUUACUUUUUGUGGCUCACCGGUUUUCCGGAAAAACGAACGAAAAACCAAGGAAAAUCUGCGGAAAACCCUGCUGGCGAUGAUCCACGAUAUCCUGUUCACACUAUUCUCCUCCAAUGCGGAACUACCGAUCGAGAACUUCACGAUUCCGGAGGUUGCUUCCACCUUUCUGCAUCCGGGCGAAGUGAAGAUCCUAGAGGAGUUGAUACGCAUCGCAAACCAGUACAAGGACAUCAAACGAUUCGUGCAACAGUAUGGCACGGUAACGGCUGGAUUGCUGAAACCGAAGCAGCAGAAACCGACGGAGGAACCGCUUCUGCAGGGCCUCUAUUUGCAAGCGUUUGUAGAUGGACUGGAGUUGGUGGUGAAACCGUACCGUGAUCUGGUCGUUGAGUUGGAAGCGAAAUAUCUCAGUCGUCCCCACCUAUCGCUGAUGUUCAUCUUCCACCAAGUGAGCCAGUAUCGGCCGCUGUUCGACUUUCUGCUGCAACUGAUAAGUGGCGUCGUCACACAGCGUAUCCAUGGCUGUGCCUUGCUUCCCUACCUACAGCAGUACUGUCUGCAUGGCAACGAUGCAAACUACCAAGCGGUCAAAACAAUACAGAAAUCGAUCUAUGCGAUUUUCCUCAAGCAGCUGUACGGUUGGUUGUUGCAUGGUAAAUUCGUCGAUCAGUACGGCGAGUUCUUCAUCCAACAGAUGGAAAGCCUGCCGAAAGCAUCCAUCACGACCCACAGCGGUGGAAUAGGAACGCAGCGAGCAGCUUCCGUAAACACAUGCUCCGACAGUGCUAGCAUUAAUUCAGAACUGUGGCGCUACGAGAUCCGACAUGAAAUGCUGCCCUACUACUUUCCUGCUAGCUGGGCCGAAAAGGUCCUGUUUGUUGGACAAACCGUGCUGAUGUUUAACUUCGAUCCGCGUCAGCACAACGCUGAACGGCGUUCGGGAGAGAGGAAGCAAAGCAACAAGGGUGCCGCACGGCUGGUCGCAACCAAAGACAGUCUAUGGGGAACCCAGGAACACGAGUUGUUCCGCAAGUUUCACCAGUUGCAGUGUGAUGAGAAUCUCAGCGUGACCAAGUUCGAACAUCUGGUGGAUGAAAUCAAGGAGAAGGUCACGCAGCACAUGUCGGUGAUCGUGAUCGAGGAAGCGGCUCUUGUUCGGCAACUGCGUCUCAUGAAGGAUUUCUUUCUACUCGGCCGCGGGGAACUGUUUUUCACGUUUCUUGAGCAAACGCAAUCUCUAAAGCUGCUCAUUGGUCGCGAUAUCACUGACGGAACGACACGCGAUCUGAACCGAGCGCUGCAACUGGCUGCCAACAGCCUCAACGUUGGUGAAGAACUUGAGCAAUUUUCGUUUGAACUGCCAGGGAACGAUGAAUUGCGGAGCAAGUGCUACGAUAGCAAGAGCGCCAUCGGGCAUAUCGUGUUAAAGUAUAAAGUGCAGUGGCCAUUGCAUCUGCUGUUUUCACCGAAGGUGCUGGAUCGGUACAAUGAAAUGUUCCGUUUUCUGUUGCGCAUUAAAAAACUACAGCACGACCUGGUGCAUGUCUGGUCGUACCAGCGUGAGAAGCGCAUCCGGCACAAUCAGGACGUGGUGCAGUUGCGCAACAAGUUAAUGUUUCUCGUCAACAACCUACAGUACUAUCUGCAGGUAGAUGUCCUCGAGAGCCAGUUUGCGGUGCUCAUGGCGACGGUCACGAAUCCAUCGAAACCGGCUGAUUUCGAGCGGAUCCAGCGGGCACACACGAUCUACCAGGCUAAUGUGCUUAGUUUGUGCUUUCUCCUGAAUAACUCAACGGCCGGGACGGACCCUUCGGCGGCACUAGGAAUGACUACGAUGGACGCAGGCAUAAUACAGAUCCAGGAGAAUCCAGUGCUAACCAUCCUCGACAGUAUUCUUUCGAUCGUUGAUCGGUUCUGCUCGUUCUGUGUCGAUUGCGAAGAUCCGAUGACAAAGAUACAGCGCCAGGAAUUCACUCGUUACGAGCAAGGGUUCAUGAGCCACGUCGAUUCGCUGCUGAAACUACUGAUCGGUCUAAAGGCUGGCCCAAGCAGUGCUCCCUUGUCGCAGCUACUAUUGCGUUUAGACUUUAACCAUUGGUUCAGUAUGCAGGUCAACGAGUGACCGCGAAUGAACUGUUUCUAUUCGAUGAGAUAUUGGAGUUAAAU
Messenger RNA from Anopheles darlingi, 2171 nucleotides. RefSeq names its product gamma-tubulin complex component 4 homolog (gene Grip75). Gene Ontology annotation, biological process: cytoplasmic microtubule organization; spindle assembly; meiotic cell cycle. The record is from RefSeq and is a predicted model, not a curated record. Gene Ontology annotation, molecular function: microtubule minus-end binding; gamma-tubulin binding. Gene Ontology annotation, cellular component: centrosome; equatorial microtubule organizing center; gamma-tubulin complex. The transcript has 4 exons. The coding region runs from base 82 to 2127 and encodes 681 amino acids. NCBI's taxonomy places the organism in Eukaryota, Metazoa, Arthropoda, Insecta, Diptera, Culicidae.